UCUUAAUAGAUCGCAUGAACUAAAUCAAUUUACUGUUUCAAUCAAAUCAGUACAAGUUCAAAGUUGCUUUCGAUUGGAGGACCGUUUCGGGUUCUUCACUUAUUGAUUUUUGUUAUUUCUUCUUUAAAUUCACGCUUUCAAAACUGAGACUGUUCUAAAUUCAUAUGUUUCUUGUGUGAGUAAAUUGACUGCUCAUCUGAUUUGUGAUUUAAAAGGAGAGUGAAGCGAAGUAAAGUGAAAGUGAGAUCGUUUCUGAAAAAAGGUGUAAAUCGCGAAUUGUUUUAUAAUUUUGGGUUCAAACAUGGAGAAAUUAUUGCUAAUACUGUUUGUCGUGUGUUUUACUAGUUUACUGACAGUGGAACCAAAUCCGACACAGAAUGAAACAACAACGAUCGAUAGACUCCCGGACAACUACCCACAACAGUACAAAGUGGCCGUAGGUGAUAGUACGAAAUUGACAUGUGCAAUCGAAAACUACGACAAACUCACAUCUUGGAGACGCCAAGAUGGUCAGCCACUGCCAAGCAGUGCACAUCUUUCCAACGGUGAUUUUAUGAUCGACUACACACAAAGAGAUGCAGCUGGGCUGUAUGAAUGCAUUGUACAUGAAUCACAUGGUGAAUACCCGAUUGUAGCAGUCGAACUUGUUGUUGUUGAAUUGCCGAAAGUAGUUUUUUACCCAAAAAAAUCAUUGACCGUGCAAAUUGGUGAGCGCGUUAACAUCCGCUGUGAUGCCACUGGUGACGAUCCAAUUCACAUUGAAUGGCACAACGAAGACCAUCGACCAUUCCCACCAAAUGUACGAGCAACGGGAAACAACUUGGAAUUCUUACGAAUUACACCCAACAAUUCUGGUCGCUACUAUUGUUCAGCAUCCAAUCCCAAUGGAGUGGUUACCAGAACGGCAGACGUGAUUGUACAGCAUAGCGAAAUCCCAGAUCUAUCGUCAGAACAAACGGAGAAUGGAAAUUGAUUUAAAUGCAAUUGAACGAGUGACAAGUCUAUCAGUGCAUAAAGAUUUUUUAUCACCAUACCGUUUCCAAUUUGAACCUCUUUUGAAAGUUUAACGAAAAUAACCAAUUUUCGAACAUUUUGAAUGUCGUGAAAAGUAGAGGAAAUAAAGGCAAAAUGAA
Messenger RNA from Sitodiplosis mosellana (orange wheat blossom midge), 1133 nucleotides. Its product is annotated as protein sax-3-like. The record is from RefSeq and is a predicted model, not a curated record. The transcript is spliced from 5 exons. Bases 302 to 973 code for a protein of 223 amino acids. NCBI's taxonomy places the organism in Eukaryota, Metazoa, Arthropoda, Insecta, Diptera, Cecidomyiidae.